Brassica napus (rape) is the source of this 770-nucleotide messenger RNA. RefSeq names its product desiccation-related protein At2g46140-like. The coding region runs from base 55 to 555 and encodes 166 amino acids. Lineage: Eukaryota; Viridiplantae; Streptophyta; Magnoliopsida; Brassicales; Brassicaceae. The transcript has 2 exons. Gene Ontology annotation, biological process: response to desiccation. The record is from RefSeq and is a predicted model, not a curated record. Gene Ontology annotation, cellular component: cytosol.
AUCUGAUCAUUUCAAAAUAACAAAUCGGAACAUCAAAAAACAGAAGAAGAGAGAAUGGCAUCAACGGAGCAAAAGGAGGUAGAAGAAAAUGGGUCGAUGAUUUCAGGUUUGUUGGACAAAGCCAAAGGUUUCUUUGCAGAGAAGCUAGCGAAUGUUCCGACGCCUGAAGCCGCCGUGGACAACGUCGAUUUCAAAGGCGUGACACGUCAAGGUGUAGACUAUCACGCCAAGGUCUCCGUCAAGAAUCCUUACUCUCAGACGAUCCCUAUUUGCCAGAUCUCUUACGUCCUCAAGAGCGCCACAAGGACGAUAGCGUCGGGUACAAUACCGGACCCGGGUUCGUUGGUUGGGAACAAGACAACGGUUUUGGACGUACCGGUUAAGGUGGCCUACAGCAUAGCGGUUAGUCUGAUGAAGGACAUUGGCUCGGACUGGGACAUUGACUAUCAACUUGACAUUGGACUAACCUUCGAUAUUCCUGUUGUUGGUGACAUUACCAUUCCUGUCUCUACUCAGGGUGAGAUCAAGCUCCCUUCCCUUCGCGACUUCUUUUAAUUUAAACUAUGGUCAGUCGUGAUUAUAAUCUAAUUUUCAAUAAAAUACGAUCCACAACACAUAGGCGAUCAUAUCGGUGAUUAUCAGUUCUGCAUUUCUUUUUAAUUAUUUUUGUUGAUUUUGUUAUUGGAUUAUUAAGGAUAUUUGUUGACUAUGUAUGUUUGCAUGGUAAUUAGUCCCAUGCAUAGAAUAAAACUACAAAUGCAGUUAUACCU